AUGCUGCAGCCUAGGCAAAUCAGUUGGAACCACUGUGUUCUUGUCUGGGAUCGUGAGGACGGGGAAGAAUCGCACAUUCGGCUAUUCGACCUGGGUUCUGCGAAUGGAACAUGGAUCAACAACACACGUGUAAAGCCGGGAACAGGAGCCGAGGACGGUCGACUGCUCAAGAAUGGCGACACUGUGGCGUUCGGCAUCACCAGGACCAGCUCCAACGAGCUCAUGAACGAUGCGACAUUCGAGUACGAGGACGGACAAGACCUACGCUACACCUUCUAUCAGUUCACCGAAAAUGGCCCGCCGGAGAUGACCAAGAAUGAGGAGGACAUUCGCAAUACGCUGGACAUGUUGGAUCGUGAACAUCUGAACAUCAAUGUUCAAAGACGUAUACUGAACUCCUACUUGAACCCCGAGCCAGAACCUGAGCGCCCGCUCUUCGGUGGCGCGGUGAAAGCUGCGGUCAAGGCUGAGCCCCUCAGUGUCAAGCUCGAGCCGCUAGAUGGUUCAAUUCCUGCGACACCACGACUUUUCGCUCCGGGUCACCCAAUCAAGGAUGAGCCUACCGAACAGCGGCCAAGUACCAUAACCGAGGAGGAGAGGGGAUGGAUCAAGGUCGCACUGGACCAUGCGGACGCGACCGAAGCGGAGCUCGUCCAAUUGAGAGACGAACUUAACAAAGAAGCCGGUGACUUCCUCGAGCCUGUCCGAUACGAUCCGUUCGAGGGUCUCGAAUGGAUAACGGACAAGAACGUUAACCCUGACAAGACCGAGGACGAAGAGAUCCACGCCGCACUCGCGACAGCCGUGUACGAUAUUCCUCCUGCACUCCCUGACGGCGCUACCAGUACCACCGACAUUGCAAGUGAAGGUCAUGACCCUCAUGGCGCAGACUGGAACGAUCCUCAAAUCGUUUGGGUUGGCGACCUGCACCUCGACCGCUCGAAGCCAUUGCGCAUACCACUAGCAUGGAUCUACUGGUCCAACGCGCACCAUCUGCCGGUGUAUGCUCAUCCGAACUUCAAGCUCAUCAAGGAAAGCCUACAUGCCCCAACCGCGCGACCUCAUGCGCGGCUAGCCAAACUAUUCAGCGACGCCAGUGCCGCUACGGCUCAACGCGAUCUGGCCGCAGCAGAAGCUGAGGCCGCUGCUGAGGCCGGGGCGGAAGAUGAAGGCCGGGGCACGCCAGUAGAAGAUGAUGGGGCCAGCGACAGGGCGUCUCCAGACGCUGAGAACCUUGGCGAGGGCGGUACAGAAGCACCGGAGCCGGCGACUGUCGGCGAAGUACACGACUGA
Molecule: messenger RNA, 1293 nt
Organism: Peniophora sp. CBMAI 1063
Lineage: Eukaryota; Fungi; Basidiomycota; Agaricomycetes; Russulales; Peniophoraceae
Source: the annotation of a GenBank genome assembly